This is a messenger RNA of Petromyzon marinus (sea lamprey), 3509 nucleotides long. RefSeq lists its product as uncharacterized. Gene Ontology annotation, biological process: regulation of gene expression. Gene Ontology annotation, cellular component: nucleus. The record is from RefSeq and is a predicted model, not a curated record. Lineage: Eukaryota; Metazoa; Chordata; Hyperoartia; Petromyzontiformes; Petromyzontidae.
UAUCCUUAUGCGCUGUAGAGAUUGCAAGAGGGCCUGAGGUGUCUGGUGCUGGAAGUGGUUGGCGGUGGUGCUGGGGGAGGCCCACGGCUUUGCUGGUUGCUGCUACCGCCGGGGCCUCGACUUGCCGUUGAUGCACCUGCUCAAGUUUUAAUGAAAAACUUUUUUGUAGCUGCUCUCAAAGUCAACCAUGGCCGCCGCAGCAGUGGCGGCGGCAGUGUCGAGCAUCAACCCGCGGCAGGACUUCCCCGCGUGGCUGGCCGCUCACGGCGUGAGCCUCAGCGUGGCCGAGGCCGUGGACAGGGAGCUGGGCAUCGGCGACUACGAGGCGUUCCUGGCGUGCGCCGAGCAGCCCCACGUCAGGGCUGAGCUGUUCGCUGCUGCCAGGGAGCGGCUGCCCUUCGCCUUCUACGCUGUGCUGCGCCGCGUCACCGAGGCCUCGUCUCCCAAGCGCCACGACGGAGCAGGGGGAGCUGGAGGAGUCCUCCAGGCCACUGCGGCAGCCACUGCUUUCCAACCGUUUCUCAGCGGCCUCCUGGACGCCAUCGUCCUCAUGCUCAACAGUCUGAGCCAGGAGCUGCUGCAGUCGGCCGAGAGGUUCAGCUGCCUGGAGCCUGCACUCUACCCUAAUGCUGUGGAAGAAGGCCUGAGCCCGUAUUUACAAGAAGACGAUGGAGGAGAAGUCUAUGAGACUGAUGCCCCUGCAGUGCCUGAUGGACCCCCUGAGGAUGCACAAGACAACCAGUCCCAGUCUUGGGAAGAUGGGGGCAAGUCAGAAUCUGAAGCAGUCCAGCAGGCCACUGAUCUGGAGGACAUGGAAGGGACAGAACAGGAAUGGAGUGGUUACAACGUCAAAAUGGAACAUUAUGACAACGCUCAAGCUAGAGGUGAUGUUGGGAGCUUCCCAGAAGAUUCGCAUGGUUUACAAGAAGUGGUAGAAACAGCCGAUGGUGACUACCGUGUGAAGGAUGUGAAGCUAGAAACUGGGCAAGCUUCAGCAGCAAACAGCUGGAAUCAAAGCGGUGAAAAUGAAACUGAAGCCGAUGAUGGUGGCUAUUCUGAAUCUUCGCGGCAUCCAUCUGAGACUGGGCGCCGCAUGACGGAGCGGCAAGCGGCGCUGCACCGGCGGGCUGAGUUGGCAAACCGGGGAAGCGGUGGUGAGGCUGGCAGCUGGUCCUCCCCCGUGGCCGCUUUUCCACCCGGCGCUGCCUCGCCUUGGGCGUCGAGGUCGCGUAUUCAAUCGCAGGGCAGCGGCGGUGGCCGUGCGGGGUCGGCACCACCCCGGGCUGCCAAACGGCGCAGGAGUGACACAGGUCACAAGAAGAUCAUAGAAUCUGAUCCAGUUGAGCCUCAGCUGGGUGCUUCAAAUUACGUGUCCAGAAGUUUACCCUUAGGCAGCCACUCGAAUUACGCUAGCUUCCCCUACCAUGCAGACGUGCACGGCAGUAACAAUAACAGUAGCAAUAGCAACAAUAGUAGCCUCUCUCUGGGCCAAUCGUGCGAGAUACCGACCUCCAGCCAAGAAAACGCCGCAGCAUUGGACGCACUGCAGAGGGCGGAGGACAGUCUGGAAAACGAGUCAAAGUACCGCGCGUACACGCAAUACAGGACCAUCGACGUCGCCGGUGGCAAAGAGUUCCAGUGCGAGCAGUGCGAGGAGUCAUUUCCCCACCUGCACAUGAUGCGGGUGCACCUGCGCAAGCACACUGGGGAGAAGCUGUACACAUGCGAGUACUGCGGAAAGGAAUUUAUCAUCUCCAACAACCUGGCGCGCCACCGAAGGACGCACACCGGGGAGAAGCCAUUCGUGUGCGACGUCUGCGGCAAGAAGUUUUGCAUAUCGUACAGCCUAAUCCGCCACAAAAAGACGCACGAGCAGGGCGGGGGCGGUGAGCCUGAACUUGAGCCCGAAGUAUUGGAGUGAAAAAGGAAAACGCAAGCGAGUGUUUCAAGAAUACUCGAGCUUGGACUCGCUUGUUACGUCUUUUUACCAUCAUGCUAUAAAACUUACAAAACGGUAAUUGAAGUCAGGAUAAUUGUACGUAAUUUGUUUUUUAAACUGAGUGGAAGUCGUCCUGUGGUGGCCUCUAAAAAGUCAGUAAUGCCAUCAUUUUACUCGAUAGCAAAUGUGAAUACACAUGUGUGGCCAUUUUUAUUUACUUAAUCGCAGCUGCAACAGAACUCCAAAAUGGAUUCCUCUGCCCGAUGGAGGGCGAGCACAUCUGAAAAUGUUGGUCUCGUUGAGGCGUUCCAUAUAGCUACCAUUAAUUUUCUUAAUCACAAAUAAAUACUGGAAUUUGUGUGCUGUUGCUGGCUUAAAUAUAUUCAAGUUUUUUUGUCAAAUGCCUUAGUAAUAGGUACCGCGUAGAGAUAGAUCAUAUACGAUAACCUCGAGAGGCUAAUCCUUUUUAUUCAGAAUGACUUACUAUUUUUAGGACUUAUUGUGAAUGGAUGUUAACAGGCACAUUUUUUUUUUAAUUGGAAGUGAUGGUGCAUUACCUGCUGUUGGUGUUGCAAUACUUGCUUGACAUUUGGGAAAAUAAAUACUCAGGGGAUAAUCACGAGAUUUCAGCUUAACUAAAGGGGACAUUUUGCACCCAGUAUAGCUCCAAAAGUAAUUUUGAAGGUUCAGCUGGGUGGUGCCAAGUUUACAGACGAAACGACUUUUGGCAGCAGCUUCUGAUAGCAGAAACCCCGUCUGUCUGUUUGGGUACCCUCAUCACUCGAAAAGCAGCCAAAUCGGAACAUGCUGAAAUACAAUAUACCAACCACUACUGUACAUAUGAGCAACCUUAACCAGACAUAAUCAAGUGCUUCAUUAUUGGUGGUACUACGCCCUACAUUAUCUGACACGUACCAUCAUUGAUCUGUAAAUGUAUUUUUGCUGUUGUACAAUAUUCCCGUUGGCGUUAAAGUUAGGACAAUGUAUAAAAGUGUUUUAAUUGCAUACGACUUGAAUCUUUUUCAAUUAACUUAAGUAACAUUAACCUAUGGUAGGCUUUAUUGUAAAUAGUAUGUGAUGUUACAGCCACAGAAAAUAAUUGGUAAUACAAUGUAAUGUAUUUUAAUAUUGAUAAUUUAGCUCUAGUGAGCCUGCCUUUCAAUGAAAUGCAAAACUGCCCAAGGGAUGCCCACUGCUGCUUUAGGCAGCUUUUAAAAACAGCUGAAAAAAUCCAAUAUUUAAUGCUUCCACAGUUUUUAACCCUUGUGUUAAAGCAAACAUGUUGCUGGAAUUGGUAGAAUGCCGAAAAUUUUAAUCGAAACACUUUAAGUAUACGUGACUGCAUCUGUCCAUUGCAUGGAUGAAGUCCACCAAGUUAAUUAAACAUGGUAUAAAUAUUAGAAGAUGUAGUACAUUGUCAAUUUUCUUGCCCAUUGGAUAACUGUGCCACGUUAUUUUGCCUUUAUUUGUAUACACCUGAAACCUAUAAACUGCUUCAAUAUGCAUGCUUUCUGUAUUUGCAGUAAUACAUUGAUAUAUUUGAGAAUAAAGUGUGAGCCUUAUGAAAUAA